Neurospora tetrasperma FGSC 2508 is the source of this 210-nucleotide messenger RNA. RefSeq lists its product as uncharacterized. Lineage: Eukaryota; Fungi; Ascomycota; Sordariomycetes; Sordariales; Sordariaceae. Bases 1 to 210 code for a protein of 69 amino acids. The record is from RefSeq and is a predicted model, not a curated record. The transcript is spliced from 3 exons.
AUGUACCGGCGCACUGGCACUCGAGCACGCCAGAUGGGAGAACGGGGAGGUUCAAGCAAUAGCGUAGAUGCAAGGUCGAGGCAGGCAGCCAGAUCUCUGCCCGGCAAGGCUGGAUCUCAAAAAGAUAUCGCGACGGCGGCGAUGGCUUCAGUUGCGCGCGGGUGCACUCCCGUCCCGCUUUCCAAGGAUCCAACAGCCUUGGUCGUGUAG